Molecule: messenger RNA, 2858 nt
Organism: Brassicogethes aeneus
Lineage: Eukaryota; Metazoa; Arthropoda; Insecta; Coleoptera; Nitidulidae
Source: the annotation of a GenBank genome assembly
CGCGCACUCCGACUGUUUUUUCGUGAAGCCGCCGCCGGUCGGGCUACGACAGGGCAGAGAACCAGAUCACUUGGAGUCGUUCACUUGCAUACUUCGACUCGCUGUUAAAUUGUUCAUUUGUCCUCAUACCUCACGUGGCAACGCUGUACGUCGUAGUGUAACUUCCAGCAUCUCUUUCUUUGCAAACAAUUAGUGGCUAUGACUUUUCUCAGUGUUUUUGUGCAUUAACUACUGUUUUCAAGGGGUUUGACGGACACUCGAUGACAUUUUGAUAUAUCCUUCUUCUUUUAUACACCACAAUCAGUAAACGUUGUUGCCUUAAGACGACCAAUUAUCAACACAAAGUUUCUACAGUGUUUAUAACGAAAAUACGAUUGACAGUAGUUUUUUUGGUGUUUACAAUUUACAAUAAUGGCAGUCACAGUUUACUCCAACGUCAAAUUAGACUGUUCGGCAAUGGGCGAAGGCAACGGAAUUAUUGAUCAUGAUAUCCACGGAAAUUUGAUUCAAAUGAAUGGGAGUCACUCGAGUUCUUCAGGUCGAAGCACACCCAACAAUACAAAUGAUCCCGCUCCGGGAAAACUGUUCGUUGGCGGGCUCAGUUGGCAGACCUCAAGCGAGAAGCUCAAAGAAUAUUUCGGCAUGUUCGGAAACGUCACCGAUGUGCUCAUCAUGAAGGACCCCGUCACACAGAGAAGCAGAGGCUUUGGGUUUAUCACAUUUUCUGAGCCAUCGAGCGUAGAUAAUGUGUUGAAAGUUCCGAUUCACACAUUGGACGGAAAGAAAAUAGAUCCUAAACACGCAACUCCGAAGAACAGACCAAAACAGCCGAACAAGACAAAGAAAAUAUUCGUGGGAGGAGUGAGCCAGGACACAUCCGCCGAGGAAGUGAAGGCGUACUUCAGCCAGUUUGGGAAGGUCGAGGAGACUGUGAUGUUGAUGGAUCAACAGACGAAGCGCCACCGUGGUUUUGGAUUCGUCACGUUCGAGAACGAAGACGUGGUGGACCGCGUUUGCGAGAUCCACUUCCACACGAUUAAGAAUAAGAAGGUGGAAUGCAAGAAGGCACAGCCCAAAGAAGCAGUGCAAGCCAGCGCUCAGUUGCUCGGCAAGCGUAUUAUGCUGAGCAGUUUGGGGAUGAGGAUGGCAGCACCUUCAGCCGGAGCGAUGGCAGCUGCGAAUCCUUUGGCGGUAGCGCAGGCUCAGGCUCAUGUGCAGGCCGCUGCGGCAGCCGCCGCGGCAGCACAGGCUCAGAAUGCGGCCGUCGCCGGUUACGGAAAGUUGUUUGGAGCGUACCCGCCGUUGGCGAGCUACAGAUACUCGCCGUAUCCCAUGCCUGCAGCGAAUAUGGGAGCGAGCGUGGGCCCAGGGGCCGCCGGCGGCGCCCCCAACCAAGCACCUGCCCAAGGUAAUCCUGCAUUGACGCAGCAAAUGGCCGCCAGUCCGUAUCAGGGCUACAAUCUGACAAAUGUGGACAUGUCCAGUUUCCAAGGCGUCGAUUGGGGAUCAAUGUAUGGAGUCGGCAUGUAUGUCUGAACAAACUACAAUUUGCUCAUAUUAUUACUUGUAAUGCGAAAUGGGCCAAAUUACCCAGUGGACUUCCAAAUAACAUUUCCAAUGUCAAUGGCGGCGUCUUUUGCCUAUUACAUUUAAACUUGCUGUGUGUAGACUACUGUCAUGUUUCCAAUUUCCCUUGUAAUAGGUAUACAUAUACUCUCAUCACAUUAACUUUGUUGUUGAAAAAAUGACCGAUGCCGCCUUCUGCUCAAUUUAGUAUUUCUAGCAAUAACUCGCAAUAAUCAGUAUUACUAAAACGAAUUGAAUAUCGUUUAAAUUUCCAUAUAUUCUCCUAAAAGGCAAUAAGAUUACUUAUUUAUAAAAAAAGAACAAAAAGGUUGUGCUGAGUGUACUUAAAUUUUCUCGUAGUAUUUAUUUAUUACAUUGACUGAUUGGCAGUUUGACGAUUACUUGCCAUUAUUUAAUGAUUUUUAUUAAUAAUAGAUCUCAUGGAAUAGCAAUUAGGGUAUUAUUUAAUUUUAAUUUGUAAUAUUUAUAUUUUAUUAUUAGUGCACCUCCGCCAUAGCUUGCCGUUUGUCGGCUAGUUUUAAUUUUGUUUACUACUUAAUCUGCAGAUCUAGUCAAAAGAGGCAGUAUCGGCCUUAUUCUCUUAUCAUCCUUUACUUAGACAGACCUGCCCACAUUCCUUAGUGUAGUUCUGUAAACUUACAUAUUAUGUAAGUACGUAUGUUUUCGUUUCUUUCAUAUAUGUGAUUUGCGGACCAAUGCGUCUGUUGCCUGGCAAUAAGCCACGGUGCAGCGAAAUUAAGAGCACGUUAUUCCCUCAUAUUUACCUAAGAUGUGGAAGAUGGCCUCCCUUCUUUCUAGUUAAGUUUUGUUCAAUAUAUUAAUCGAUUCAAUUCUGUAUUUAUUAUAAAUAUGAAAAUCAACCCGUGACUGAGAUGCUCUUGGUUUCGUGUCGCUCAUUCGUAUUAUAAAAAUGAAUGAAUAAUACUGAUGUUUUAUAUUAUAUGCUUUAGCAGUAAGGUCGUUAAAAGGACAGACAUUGGCUCAGCCUUGUGAUAGUUGUUGGGUGGCCAUAGUGUCUGUACCUGGCUGUGUUGUUGGUCAAUUGAACCAUUUUAAUCUGAAAUAUACUCGCUAGAAUUUAAAAUAUCAUAGGCAGUUUUAAUUUUACAAUUAAGUAUCAGUAAAAAUGUAAGAUUUUAUAUAGGAAACCCAAUACUUUUAUAACAGUUAUAAUUUUAUUUUUUUUUUAUCAAAAGAGCAUAUAUUGAAUGAAUCCUGGUUUUCGGAUUAAUCCGAACCCCCGCGACGCCAUUUAUUUGUCUCUCUGAGGC